Molecule: messenger RNA, 1787 nt
Organism: Dryobates pubescens (Downy woodpecker)
Lineage: Eukaryota; Metazoa; Chordata; Aves; Piciformes; Picidae
Gene: STX1A
Product: syntaxin 1A
Exons: 9
Coding region: 16-933 (305 amino acids)
Biological process (GO): exocytosis; intracellular protein transport; synaptic vesicle fusion to presynaptic active zone membrane
Cellular component (GO): endomembrane system; synaptic vesicle; plasma membrane
Molecular function (GO): SNARE binding; SNAP receptor activity
Source: RefSeq, a predicted model, not a curated record
AAGGAGAAGGGGAAGAUGCCUCCUGAGGACCUCCUGAAAUGGAGCCACGAACUUUGCAGGAAGCCCUUGUUGAUGCCUCUCUCUGUGUCGUUGCAGGCAAAGGACAGUGAUGAUGACGAUGAAGUCACCGUCAGUGUGGACCGGGACCGCUUCAUGGAUGAAUUCUUUGAGCAGGUGGAAGAAAUUCGAGGGUUCAUCGACAAAAUCUCAGAGAACGUGGAGGAAGUGAAGAGGAAGCACAGCGCCAUCCUCGCUUCGCCCAACCCCGAUGAGAAAACAAAGGAAGAGCUGGAGGAGCUGAUGUCUGACAUCAAGAAGACAGCGAACAAAGUGCGCUCCAAGCUAAAGAGUAUUGAGCAGAGUAUUGAACAAGAGGAAGGGCUCAACAGGUCAUCUGCUGACCUGAGGAUAAGGAAAACUCAGCACUCGACGCUGUCGCGCAAGUUCGUGGAGGUGAUGUCGGAGUACAACGCCACGCAGACCGACUACCGGGAGCGCUGCAAGGGCAGGAUCCAGAGGCAGCUGGAGAUCACUGGCAGGACCACCACCAGCGAGGAGCUGGAGGACAUGCUGGAGAGUGGCAACCCAGCCAUCUUCUCUUCUGGGAUCAUCAUGGAUUCAAACAUCACCAAGCAGGCACUGAAUGAGAUCGAGACACGGCACAGUGAGAUCAUCAAACUGGAGAACAGCAUCAGGGAGCUGCAUGACAUGUUCAUGGACAUGGCCAUGCUGGUGGAGAGCCAGGGCGAGAUGAUCGACCGCAUCGAGUACAACGUGGAGCACUCGGUGGACUACGUGGAGCGGGCAGUGUCGGACACCAAAAAGGCGGUGAAGUACCAGAGCAAAGCCAGACGGAAGAAGAUCAUGAUCAUUAUCUGCUGCGUGAUCCUGGGCAUCGUCAUCGCCUCCACCUUCGGCGGGAUCUUCGGCUAGCCUCAUCCCACGGGACUGUUGGCGUGCGAUGGACGGAGCCGUGCGUGCCGCGGGGCCGCAGCCAGGCCGGCGCCGGCCGCCCAGCCCCGGAGCCUCCCAGCAGCAUUUCAGUUUCUAAUGCAUGGUUGUUUGUGACGCUGUGUGUGCGGUGCGGUGCGUCUGUGUGGAGGGAGCGCCGGCCCCGGGGCGCGGGCAGGGUGCAGGGGGGGGACGGUGAUGGGCCCGAGGGGGACCCGAGGAGGGGAACCCAAGCUCUCAUCACUGCUCCGGCCUGGGCAGCUGGAUGGGGCCGGGUUGGGACACAGGUGCUCCUGGGGGCUGCCCGCUCCUCCUGUGCCGGGUUAGUGACGGCUGAGGAGGGGCCGAUGGAGGGGUGGAGGGGUGCUUGGGAGUACAGCGCUCAGCCAACCUCCUCCGGCUGCCCCAUCACCUCCAGCCAGAGCUCUCCUGUCUGUCCAGCCGCAUCUGUGCUUGCAAACACCUUUCCUUGGGCUGCUUCUCUCACGGGGCCCUUCCCCAGGGGUGCUCACUCCCAGGCCCUGCCUGCCUCCCUCCCUCCUUGCCCAGGGCUCUGCCCCUGCCGCUCUGCCAAGGGCAGGGCUGCCCCCUCCCUAGGCAAGCCCUUGCCCAGGUGUGGGUGCCAGGGGCUGGACGUGUCGCUGCUGGUGGUGGGUGCCUGAUGGAGCUGUGUGGGAUGAGGAGCUACUGCUUGGGGUUAUCACAGUUGUGUGGGGAGGGGGACAGGCUACUUGAGGACCUGUGCUGCACCCUGAUGCUGGCCUGACAGGGCGGGAGGGCAGAGGUACUUUAAGGCCAGCUUGUUUCACUGGCUGCUUGCCCUGCACCACAGCCUC